Molecule: messenger RNA, 1974 nt
Organism: Lacerta agilis (Sand lizard)
Lineage: Eukaryota; Metazoa; Chordata; Lepidosauria; Squamata; Lacertidae
Gene: EIF4A2
Product: eukaryotic translation initiation factor 4A2
Exons: 11
Coding region: 92-1312 (406 amino acids)
Biological process (GO): cytoplasmic translational initiation
Cellular component (GO): cytoplasmic stress granule
Molecular function (GO): translation initiation factor activity; ATP binding; RNA helicase activity
Source: RefSeq, a predicted model, not a curated record
AAAAGUAGUCCCGGCCAACGGGAAGGCUAUAUAAAGCCGGCGCCGAGGAAGCGCUUCCUUUUCAGUUGAGGAGAGCGGUGGUUAUCGGAACAUGUCAGGCGGCUCCGCGGAUUACGGCAGAGACCAUGGCCCAGAGGGAAUGGACCCCGAUGGCGUCAUUGAGAGCAACUGGAAUGAAAUUGUUGACAAUUUUGAUGAUAUGAACUUAAAAGAAUCCCUCCUCAGAGGCAUUUAUGCAUAUGGUUUUGAGAAACCUUCAGCUAUUCAGCAGCGUGCUAUUAUUCCAUGCAUCAAAGGGUAUGAUGUGAUUGCUCAAGCUCAGUCAGGUACUGGCAAGACAGCCACAUUUGCUAUUUCCAUCCUGCAACAGUUGGAGAUUGAUCUCAAGGAGACCCAAGCACUAGUAUUGGCCCCAACCAGAGAACUGGCUCAACAGAUCCAAAAAGUUAUUCUGGCUCUUGGCGAUUAUAUGGGUGCAACUUGUCAUGCUUGCAUUGGUGGUACAAAUGUUCGCAAUGAGAUGCAGAAGCUGCAAGCAGAAGCUCCCCAUAUUGUGGUGGGAACUCCAGGACGUGUGUUUGACAUGUUAAACAGGCGUUAUCUGUCGCCUAAAUGGAUCAAAAUGUUUGUAUUGGAUGAAGCGGAUGAAAUGUUGAGCCGGGGAUUUAAGGAUCAGAUCUAUGAAAUUUUUCAGAAAUUGAGCACAAACAUUCAGGUUGUGUUGCUGUCUGCCACAAUGCCAAUGGAUGUGCUGGAAGUGACCAAAAAGUUUAUGAGAGACCCUAUUCGUAUUCUUGUGAAGAAAGAGGAAUUGACCCUUGAGGGUAUUAAACAAUUCUACAUUAAUGUGGAGAGAGAGGAAUGGAAGCUUGAUACUCUCUGUGAUUUGUAUGAAACCCUGACCAUUACGCAGGCUGUUAUUUUCCUUAACACGAGAAGGAAAGUAGAUUGGCUUACAGAGAAAAUGCAUGCACGAGACUUCACUGUUUCUGCUCUGCAUGGUGACAUGGACCAGAAGGAGCGGGAUGUUAUCAUGAGAGAAUUUAGGUCAGGUUCAAGCCGUGUCUUGAUCACUACUGAUUUAUUGGCUCGCGGCAUUGACGUGCAGCAAGUAUCGUUGGUUAUAAAUUACGAUCUGCCGACCAAUCGUGAGAACUACAUUCACAGGAUUGGCCGCGGUGGUCGUUUUGGCAGGAAAGGUGUGGCUAUAAACUUUGUCACUGAGGAGGACAAGCGGAUCCUUCGGGAUAUUGAGACUUUCUACAAUACUACAGUGGAGGAAAUGCCAAUGAAUGUGGCUGACCUCAUUUAAUCCCUGGGAUUGAGAUGUUUUUGGAAUGCAGUGCUCGCUGUUGCUGACUAGGCGAUCCACAACGGGCAUUGUGCUUCUUUCUUGGGAGAUACAUUGAAUCUUGUCUCAAUGCUCAUUACGGAUCAGAAAUACAGAUUUUUGAUAAGCGAAGCGACAUUUUGUCGUGAGCUUUUGUGGGGAGAGCCUUUGGCUUUCUCUUUAGGGUUUUAGACUGUUGGGGUUGGGUGGAAAGUCAUGGGGUCUGUAAAUUUUUUCUUUAUUAGAAAUUUAUUUCCUAGUUCUGUAGAAGUGGUUGUGCUAGAUGUUCUUUUUCAUUUAAUUAUUUACUUAUGGACUAAAAGGUAUAAGCGCUGCAUAAAAUCAGCCAAUUAUGUUAAACUGGCAUACCUACCUUUAUUGUAUAUUAUAGUUCUAUAUUAGACUAAAUUGGCCUUUCAAAAUGACUAAUCUUUUAUAAGAGCAUUAAAAAUGCAUUUUUGUUUGCUAUGUAUUUAUUGAAUAAAGUAUUUAAUUAGUGUUAAGUGUGAUCUGGACCCUGUUGCUAAACCCCAGCAAGCAAUCAUUACUAUUGUCUUAGUUAGGGUUAAACCCAUUAAAAUUGCCAUUUGCACAUGUCUUAAUGAAGUUUGAAUGUUCAAUAAAAUGCUUAUAUAUUCACUUGA